UUGACAUUUUCAUAUGGAAACUCCUACUUUCUAUUUGAACAGAUUUUAAUACUGUGACUAAAAUGUCAGGACAAGGAAAGGGAGAUAAGAAACAAGUGCCAGGGCCAGUCAUCCAGGCUGAACACGGGCAAAGGCUCAAUACAAUAAGCACAGUAUCUAUUAUAUCUCCAGGUGCUGAGUCAGUUGAAGGAAAAAAUCGAAAAAUUGCGUUUGUUAUACAUGCAACUGAAGACCAAAAGUAUGCUGAGGCUGUCAGAAAAGACCUGGACACACAUGGUUUCAUAUGCUUGACGUCAGUUAAUGAUUAUCAUCCACUGAAUGAACAUGAGAAUAGCAUUUAUAAUAGUAUUUUGAUGACCGACAAAGCACUGUUUAUUGUUACUGCAAAUUCAACACAGCAGUUCAUCGAAACCAUACAAAAACUUAUAUCAAAAGCUUCAAAUUUGGAAGAGGAUAAAGUUUCAAUUUUGUUGAAUUGUACGAAGGAUUCCAAAGCAACACAGUUUCAGAAUAGAGAAGAUGAAUUGAGAUUGUUUGGAACUUUGCAAAUGAACAUCUCAACAGUGGCUCAAUGUCAAUGUUUAAGAGUAUUUCUAGAAUUCCUCAUUAACACUGCUGGAUCAAAUGGAGGUGCAAUCCUGUUGGACCUGCUGAGCGUACGCACAAUUCAAGAAAGGAUUACUCAUCCUAAAGAACCCCUGCAACUUACAACAGGCAUCAGGGAGUCAUAAUUGUGAAGGAAUGGACACUGUGACCAUGGAGGUUGAUCUACCGAACUCUCAUCUACUUACCAUCACCAAUGUGCCUACAAAGUUUGGUGACUCUACAUCAACAAUGGUAGCAAUGCAAUAUAGGAGCAAGAACAGCUGCUUCAGUGGUCGAAAUUAACACAAGCCUACAAGCUCUGCACUGAUAAAAUAUCUUUCGUGCAUGCUGAAAUUCUGAAUUUUAUAUGGCAGGGCUUUUUCAAAAAUUUGAUGCUAAGAAAUAGUAAAAGAAUUUGGGUUGUUCAUCAGAAAGUCUUAUUUCGAUAACUGCUGCUUUUAUAAACUAACCUUGCAAUGAGAGUAAGUGCCUUUAAGCAAGUGUACAGCUCCAUACGGCAGGGAAUGAAUGUCACCAACGCUGUUGGGGGUCUGAUCAGUGGCAUACCUCACACACAUACAGAAACAUUCCAGUAGUUCAGACCAUGCCUGAAAAGGGAGGGAACUCAUUUUAGAUUAGUGGUAAAUAACUGACUUGGAUCAAAUAUUUUAUUUUGCAUUAAGUAAUACUGUGAAAUCAUUAAUAUUCAUUGGGCAUUAAUUUUCAUGGAUUUCAGCCGUAGAGUAAUCCAAGAAUUUAGGAUCGCAAUGAAAAACUUACCUCAAAUUCUGUAAUUAAACUGCCUAUUUAAAAGGGUAUAGAUGUUUUCACAUGAAAUAUACAUGGUCCAGGUAUACAAGGUAACAACUUGUAAUUUCCUUAAUCAUUGUUUAUAUUACAUUCAAAAUGUUUUAUAAAUUAACUUCAAGGACAAUAAGUUAAAGACAGUCACAUGCAAUGUUUUUUGUAGAACAUUGCAGGAACAUUAAAACAAGAUUACCUAUAUUACUAAUCUCCUGCUCCAGGAAUAUGAAAAACAUACUGAUUAUUGAGCUAGUGAUUUUGAAAGUCGGCACUUGACCUUGUUUCUUUCAUCAAAUAUUAAAGCAAUUAUUAUCGAGCUGCAUUGUUACUGUGUUUUUAGAGUUGUCAAAAAUGUCUUAUUGACAUUCAUUGUCUUCACGAUUUUAAAAACUUUUGUUAUAAAACCAGACAAGCUUAUGGCUUAGAUAUCAUUUCUCUAACCUCGAGCAGUUCCUGUAUUUGUUGUUGGUACUCAGACUGCUUGGAUACGCUCCCCAACUCUUCCCUAACUCUGUCCACAAUUUCACAACUCUGAAAAUACAUACAUGUACCAUCUGAACUUAAAAAUAACUGUUAUAAUGCUCUUAUACUUUUUAAAUUUCUAUACAGGUUUGAUAUCUUCUUAUGUGUUUUUAAUUUCGUGCUUGUCAAAAUAUACAAUAAAAGCUCAAACAUG
Molecule: messenger RNA, 2065 nt
Organism: Mya arenaria
Lineage: Eukaryota; Metazoa; Mollusca; Bivalvia; Myida; Myidae
Exons: 5
Coding region: 63-731 (222 amino acids)
Source: RefSeq, a predicted model, not a curated record